GACAGCAUUCCUGGUGCCGGGCCGAUAAUUGUUCAUUGCAGUGCCGGAAUCGGCCGUGCCGGGGCGUUCAUUGUGAUCGAUAUGCUAAUCAAUUAUAUCAAAACAAUGGGGCUGAAUUGUGACAUUGACAUCUCGCGCACCAUUCAAGCGGUGCGUGAACAACGCUCGGGUAUGGUCCAAACAGAGACCCAGUACCGUUUUAUCUACAAGGCGGUUCAGCAGUAUGUGAAUACCAUGUCCAAACGGAUUCAGAUGGAUAAUGAUCUUCGUCGAACUGGCCGAGAUUACACGAACAUCAACCGAGCCGCUGACGAUGUUGGCGUGAUUGCAAAUGUGGGAGCCGCUGCGAGCAUGUUUCCGUCCAUGAACUCGAACACCCAUGCGACACACGCAGUCACCACACAUCACGCUGGUGAAACAGCAGCCUCUUCGGAAAUGGGAGCAUCAUUUCACUCGGCGUUGUCUGGAUCACCUCCGAAUCCGGGCUUGAACUCCAUGCCACCAUGCUCCUCUUCACCCCCAGUACCUCCCCUUUCUCCAUCCGCACACCGGAACCAUCCGUGCCCUGUGCAUGGAUCAAAUGCUGUACGGAAAUCUCACGGACGCCAUAGCGAUUAUUGCAUAUGUGGUGCUGCCAGUGGCUGUGGUAGUAGUAAUAGUACUCAUCAAUCCACGACAGCGCCUGUUUUAUCUUCGACAAAGCACUCCACGACUGGCUUGUUGCACCGAUUAACCGGUGGCGCUCGGUCAAGAGCUAGACCAUGA
Echinostoma caproni is the source of this 765-nucleotide messenger RNA. The record is from the annotation of a GenBank genome assembly. Lineage: Eukaryota; Metazoa; Platyhelminthes; Trematoda; Plagiorchiida; Echinostomatidae.